Nerophis lumbriciformis (worm pipefish) is the source of this 2128-nucleotide messenger RNA. RefSeq names its product plexin domain-containing protein 1-like. The record is from RefSeq and is a predicted model, not a curated record. NCBI's taxonomy places the organism in Eukaryota, Metazoa, Chordata, Actinopteri, Syngnathiformes, Syngnathidae.
AGAAGAGUCAGAGGAGGUCGCCUUGUGCCGAGAGGAGAACGUUUGACUUGCUGAUGAUAACAUGAGUCUCCUUGUGGUGAUGACCAUCGUCCUCUGCAUCGCCCAAAAACCACUGGCUCAACAGUCACCAGAGGAAAGGUACACUGUGACAUCAGAGGACUCAACGGGAGGUGAACAAGCCCACGGGUGGUCUCUGGGACAUGUCAGGACAAGCAGAGCGGUCCAGGGCGGAGGACUGUUCAUUGACACCUUGAAAGACAACAUGACGACAGUGGUGGAGGAUGCCGGCAAGUACUACACUUGGCAACGCUUCGGUCCCGAGGACCAGCGUACACGUGAACUAUGGGUGGACAUGAGUGACCUGGGGCACGGCCAGGUUCGAGUCCACGGCAUUCUGUCAAACGCCUACCAACAGGCUACGAAAUUUGCCUUGUCGUUUGACUUCCCCUUUUAUGGCCAUUUCCUGAGGCAGAUUACCAUAGCAACGGGAGGGUUCAUCUUCACUGGCGAGCUCACCCACCGCAUGCUGACGUCAACUCAGUACAUCGCUCCCCUGAUGGCUAAUUUUGAUCCCAGCCACUCCAAAGAGUCCACCGUGCAGUACCUGGAUAACGGCGAGGUGUUUGUGGUCCAGUGGGACCGGGUCAGACUGUCGGGCCAAGAGUCAGUGGGCGCCUUCACUUUCCAGGCAGCGCUUUACAAAACAGGAACCAUCACGUUCAGUUACAAAGACAUACCAGUGCCUCCUAAAGAGAUGGGCCCGGCUAAACACCCGGUGAAGGCGGGUCUCUCUGAUGCCUUUGUGGUCGUAUCGUCCUCCCAGUCAUCAGUUGUCCAGAAGCAGAGGGUGUACGAGUACCAUCGCAUCGAUAUAGACGCCGCCAAUAUCAGCAGUUUGUCAGCCGUCCAGUUCACUCCGCUGCCCACUUGCCUGCAACACGACAACUGCGAGCGCUGCGUCUCGUCCAAUCAAACGUCCGGCUGCAGCUGGUGUAACGUUCUCCAGAGGUGUUCGGAUGGCAUGGAUCGACACAGGCAGGAAUGGUUGGACUUUAGCUGCCUGGAAGAGAGCAUAGGGACAACCUGCGAUGAGUACAAUGGCGAUAACACUUCUGUCACAGCAGAAAACCAGGAUGUGACCUGGACUACGCCGCAAAACGGCUGCAAACGUGUCGAUGCAAAGCAGGAGUCCACCACAAGCAGUAGUGAUGGCUGGGCUAACGCAGGAGUCCUAGCAGGUGUUGCAUCUGCUCUGGUCUUACUCUUGGCUCUGAUGCUUGUGGCUCUUUACAUCCACUGCCACCCAACUGCCGCAUACUUCAUCCAGCGACACAGGAGCUACUGGCCCUCCUGGAAGUUUCAGAAGCAGCAGCCUGGCUACACUGAAGUGGAAGGAGACGGGCAGGAGAGGAGCAGCAUCGUCCAAGACGGACCUUAAAGGAGGCAAUUCUUUGACAUUCCAAAAACCUACUUUAAAAAGCAGCAAAUUGCAUAUUUUUAGUAGCCUUUAUAACCAAGCAACCAUUAAAAAACAAGGACAUUAAGUACACUGGCACUAAUCUAAUGAAAUCCAGAAAUCUAGUAAUGUCCAUUUUUGUCUCCUGGAAGCUGCUUCUAAUCGGGUAUAGACUUGUAUAAGGAUGGGUACCGUUCACAUUUAAAUUCAAACCACUACUCAAUUGGCUCUUUUGUUUGUAUUCAUUUUAUUUUUUUAUUAUGCUAAUUUUGAUCAUUGCAACUUUUAAAAAUGAGCUGAUGAUGACAAGUACUUGUUUUAAUACACAUUUCUGAGUCUUUGCAAGUAUGACAUUAAAGCUGGGGUACGUGAAUCUUGUCCCCAGGCAGAAGUCAAACUGUAAAUCCCGCCAUCCACUCGGUAGUCCCUCCCGGUCUCCUUCUCUCUGGAAGUGCACAAAAUUGCGCACAGGAGCUGCACGUGCACACGCAUAGGUUGUUGACAGUCUAAAGUUGCAUCUAAGGAUCAGUGACGUGCGGUCACUAGAGGCAAGUGAGGCGGGGCCUCACCUGCCAUCAUGGAAAGAAAAAAAAUGUAAAAAGAAAACAAAUUAAUUCAAUUCUUAUAUGUAUUCAGUGAGUAUACUAUAAAGUUAUUUUCCAUUUAACUUCA